AUGGCCGUUUGUGACAACUUGUUGCAGGUGUGCAAGCUCACCCCGGUGCAGCCGGGGGAUUUCGAUGCAAAGGCCAUCCGCCUGUUGGAUGCCUUGAAUGAGAAGGGUCGUGCCUUGGAGGCAUGCGAGCUACUUCAGAACUCGCUCAAAGGAGUCCAGCGCAAGCGCAUCACCAAUUGGAGAGGCUAUGUGUACUCCCUGAUUCGAAAAGUAGAUGAGUCGGUCUACCAUGAGAUGAAAGAGUCCAAGGAAAAGGAGAAAGAAGAAAAUGGCACUCGAAGACGAAGCAAGAAGUCUGAGGAGAAUCUUUUGAAUCCAGCUUCAGCACCUUCCAAGAAGACUUUAGACAAGACAGCCACCGAGUUUGUUCCUGGGAAGCCAUGGAACACUCCAGAAGUGGUGAAAGCACCCGAAGUGGCACCCAAAACUCUGCGGAAGGAUGCGGCCGAGUUCGUUCCAACCGCACAGGCCCGAGCUGCGCAAGUGGCGAAGGCUGCGGCAGCUGCGCCACUGCAGGCCCCACUCUUUGCUCCCAUGAUGCCACCACCGAUGCCAGCUGCGGCUGCGGCUGCCAUGGCUUUCCCAGACUUCGGGGCAUCAUCGGCAUCAUGGAUAGCCAAGAAGGAGUCACCAAAAAAGGAAUCCAAAGCCAACGGCAAGGCCGCCAUAGCUCUGAAGCCUGAUGCGCAAGAGUUCUUCCCAGGCGUGUCUGCAUGGGCAGGUGCAAUGGUCAUGCCCAAACAAAAAGCCAAAGCGAAGCCCAAGACUGUGCGGCCAAGAAAUCCCGUGGAUCCAGGCUUAGUCCCUUCUCAACCCAUGUCUCCAGGGUUGCAAUCUGGCAGCCGGGAUGACACAGCCGCCAGCUCUCCUUCUCGGUCGCCUGUCCAAGCACAGGAUGCAGUUGGAUCCACAGACACCACGCCCGCCAUCAGCAAAUCGUGUGGUGAUGCCUUUGCCUCCCAGGUUUCUCCCAAAGUUGUGAAGGUCACGAAGGACUGCAGGGAGAUCAGUGGAGUUUUCACCGCCUCCGAAUGUGCGGUGAUCCUUUCCAGUGCCAAAGCCCUGGGCUUCGCAGGCACGGGGAGGUUGGUCUCCAAGGACCCUUGGUUGGCCAAUGCUCUGUGGGAGCGGCUGUCGCCCAUGACUCCCUACAUCAUCAAGGGGAAGCGAGUGGUGGGUCUCCAGGAUGAUUUGGUGCUUCAGUAUGGUGCCAGAAGCUCCCUGGAGGAGCCGAGCCUCGCAGUCCAGGUCUGUUUGAAGUCCAGUAGCUCGGCCUCCGAAGGCCAUGCCUACAUCGUAUCAACUGAUUCAGAUGGACCAGUGGCAUCAUGGCUCAUUGCAAAGAUGCAGUGUCAGCCAAGCUCAUGGUGGACAAUGAUGCAAGCUGCUCUUGGCCUUAGUGGACCUAGAUCUGAACGCCAUCGGAUGACGGCGAUCAUGGCUGUCGUGACCACUGGGGUAACAGCUGCAUUAGUGACUCUCCUCCGACGGCGUCAGCUCCGCAACUAGAGGCACCAAAGAUGGAUCGAAUGGCUCGAAUGGCUGAACAUUCGGUGUGAGCGCCUUAGUUUCAUGCAUGUGUGCCUGAGGAAAGUGCUCGGUCACAUUCAGCAGCUCGGACUGAGCUUCACGGACUUCAUUUCUUUGAAGGUACAGAUGGAACUGUUGCACCAUAAUGUAGCCGCAGAGUUGCACUCGCGCAUGCGGAUGUG
Cladocopium goreaui is the source of this 1712-nucleotide messenger RNA. The record is from the annotation of a GenBank genome assembly. NCBI's taxonomy places the organism in Eukaryota, Dinophyceae, Suessiales, Symbiodiniaceae.